Messenger RNA from Bufo gargarizans (Asiatic toad), 2597 nucleotides. RefSeq names its product phosphatidylinositol glycan anchor biosynthesis class U (gene PIGU). Gene Ontology annotation, cellular component: GPI-anchor transamidase complex; membrane. Bases 26 to 1333 code for a protein of 435 amino acids. The record is from RefSeq and is a predicted model, not a curated record. The transcript is spliced from 12 exons. Lineage: Eukaryota; Metazoa; Chordata; Amphibia; Anura; Bufonidae. Gene Ontology annotation, biological process: protein localization to cell surface; attachment of GPI anchor to protein.
UGCUCGAGCAGCCUGCUCUGGAAACAUGGCGGCGCCUUUGGUGCUAGUGGUGCUGGUGGCAGUUACGAUCAGGGCUUUCCUGUUUCGAUCCAGCCUCGCUGCCUUCAUCUCCGAGCGCGUGGAGGUCGUGUCUCCGCUCAACUCAUGGAAGAGAGUUGUGGAAGGAAUGGCCCUUUUGGACCUUGAUGUUUCCCCCUACUCAGGAGAUGUCUUCCAUGAAACGCCCCUUAUUAUUUAUCUCUUCCAUUUCCUCGUAGACUACUCCGAGAUAGUCUUUAUGAUAACAGAUGCACUUACUGCAGUUGCACUUUACUUGGCAGUUCAAGAAUAUAACAAAGUGAUGUUCAAACAGCAGAAACUAUACCUGGAGUUCAAAAAGUAUUCCACAGCAGCUCAGGAACUUCUCCGAGUGCCAACAGAAAUGCAUUAUAUUCCACUAAAGGUGGCACUUUUCUACUUGUUGAACCCAUACACUGUUCUAUCCUGCGUGGCCAAAUCUACCUGCGCCAUCAAUAAUGCAAUAAUCGCUUUAUUUAUCCUGGCUACAGUGAAAGGUAGUCCGCUCCUAAGUGCAGUGUUCCUGUCAUUGGCCACCUACCAAUCUCUGUACCCCGUUACCUUGUUCCCUGCAGCACUCUUAUAUCUUCUACAGAGAGAGUUUAUACCUGUGAAGAUGUCAAGUUCCAGAUUCUGGAUUUUGACCUGUCAGUAUUCCUCCCUUUAUGUGGGCAGCUUGACCAUCUUGAUUUGCCAUUCCUUCUUCUUGUUGAACUCCUGGGAUUUCAUCCACUCUGUUUACGGCUUUAUACUUUCCGUUCCUGACUUGACUCCAAACAUUGGCCUGUUCUGGUACUUCUUUGCAGAGAUGUUUGCGCACUUCAGCCUGUUCUUUGUGUGUGUCUUUCAGAUUAAUGUGUUUUUUUACACUGUGCCACUGUCCAUCAAGUUGAAAGACCACCCAGUGUUCCUGAUGUUCAUACAGAUUGCAAUUAUCUCCAUCUUCAAAUCCUACCCCACUGUGGGAGAUGUGGCUUUCUACAUGGCUCUUCUUCCCAUGUGGUCUCACCUGUCACGGUUUCUGCGUAACAUCUUUAUAGUCUCCUGCAUGCUGGUGGUGUGUUCACUUCUCUUUCCAGUCCUUUGGCACUUGUGGAUAUAUGCGGGUAGUGCCAACUCAAAUUUCUACUAUGCCAUCACGCUCUCAUUUAAUGUAGCACAGAUUCUGCUGGUGUCGGAUUAUUUUUAUGCCUUCCUACGGAGAGAGUAUCAUCUUCACCAUGGCCUGUAUCUAACCAAGAAAGAUGGAACUGAAGCCACCUUAAUCCUGAAAUAAUACCAUGAUGGGUACAAGAGGGUUUGUUUACAAAGUGGGAUGUGGUGAGAUCGGGGCAGCGCCCGCUGUGGAACAGAGUGGUUGUAUGUUCCAUCCUGUUUGUCCACAUCCUAAAGGACAAGCAAAGACUCCCUAUCAAUCUUUUUUACAGUUCAGUGGGUUUUUGACAAGGUAAAGCAGCACGGAAAAUGGCGGUUCCCUUCUACCAAACGUAUUUCAGUUCUGUGGAUGAAGCAUGGUCAGAAAGUCAACCGAAGAUGACCGGUGUCCACAGGGUUUCAAGCAACGAUUUUCUACUUGUCCAUGAAUUAGUCCUGGUGGCUGCUGCCUGUGGUAAAGGCAAAGACAUGGCAUGUUUGGAUAGAAGGCAGAAGGUUGGAUCAUAUAUGGAUGUAUACGGUGCUGUUGUCUGAGUCCUUCUCCUACGGUUUUCUUUAGAUUUUCCUCAUCACUCCGUUUAUUUUAUAUUCAUAAGUAGAGCUGUACUAUAUGUGACGUACAAUGCAAACGAUACAUGGCCAAAUCCUGCGGCCAGACAAAUGUGUGAUAUGCCUUUUACAUGUAUGGCCAAAUUUUAAAGGGACUUGGUGUUUUUGCUCUGUUCUGUGGAGAGACGUUGGUCACACACAAGUUGAAGCAGUCAGAUUUUAGGUACAUUUUCCAAUAUGGCCAUGAAAGGGGACCUAAACCUUUGCUGAAAUCCCUACGGUGCAGCAGAUCUUUGGGUUUCAUCUGCUCUGCUCAGCUUUUCCAGCAUGCGGAGUACAGAAAGUAUAUGGGAACCCGUACUCCGAAUGCUGGAAAAGUCAAGCAGAGCCAAUGAAACCCGAAGGUGCAGAGAGAUCUGAGGAACUCUGCUGCACCUUCCUGGUUUCGUCAAAGGUUAAGGUUCCCUUUAAAGAUGAUCUCCUGAUUGAUGGCCCAUCCUUAAGGGUGGGGGUCAGACUAAUGGAAUUCAAUGCUAAUCAGUAACAUGAAGAAGCCAACACAUAUUGCUAUUACUGUGACACCACUGUUCUCUGGGAAGGUGUACAUUCCCAAAUAAUAAAAUUGGCCAGGUAUUAGCAGUCAGCAGGGCAGUGGUCAGCAUUUACAACAAAAAAAAAUUCCCCUUCUUUGACAACUGAUAUCAGGCAAUUGAUUUGUUAAAGGGGUAUUCCCAUCUCAGACAAUGGGGGCAUAUUGCUAGGAUAUGUCCCCAUUGUCCGAUAAGUGCGGGUCCCACCGCUGGGACCCGCACCGAGAACGAAGCGGGGAGCGCUGU